Messenger RNA from Astyanax mexicanus (Mexican tetra), 11116 nucleotides. It is a transcript of the gene rfx3, whose product is annotated as regulatory factor X, 3 (influences HLA class II expression). Lineage: Eukaryota; Metazoa; Chordata; Actinopteri; Characiformes; Acestrorhamphidae. The coding region runs from base 143 to 2446 and encodes 767 amino acids. Gene Ontology annotation, biological process: regulation of transcription by RNA polymerase II. The transcript has 17 exons. Gene Ontology annotation, cellular component: nucleus. The record is from RefSeq and is a predicted model, not a curated record. Gene Ontology annotation, molecular function: RNA polymerase II cis-regulatory region sequence-specific DNA binding; DNA-binding transcription factor activity, RNA polymerase II-specific.
GUUGCCCCGCGAUUCAGCGCCAUAGUCACCGUAGUCCUGGCGACUGUAACCCACCAACAACAACAACAACCUCGCGCUCCAUCCUCACCGCCUCUGCCAUCCUCAUCCUCAUCAACACAUAAUCCCACACACUGCAGGCGCCAUGCAAACCCCAGAGGCAGGCGCUGACUCCACGUCUACAGUGCCCCUCCAGACCAGCGUGCCUGUGCAGCCUGCUGUCACUGCCCAGCAGGUGGCCUCUCAGGUGCCCGUUCAGCAACAGGCCCAGACUGUUCAACAGGUUCAGCAUGUAUACCCAGCACAGGUGCAGUACGUGGAGGAGAACAGCGGCGUCUACACUAAUGGAACUAUACGGAUGUACUCCUACACUGAGCCGCAGAUGUACAGCCAGAACAGCAGUGGGAACUAUUUUGACACGCAAGGCAGCUCGUCUCAAGUGACCACAGUGGUGACGUCCCACAGCAUGGCCAACAACGGCAACGGGCUGCCGAUGGGCCUUUCCGGCGGGCAGAUCAUCAGCAGCUCGGGGGCCUAUCUGAUCGGGGGCAACACCAUGGACAACUCUGCCCCUCACUCUGCAGCCCAGACCACCAGGGCCUCACCAGUUACAAUUGAAAUGGCGAUUGAGACGCUCCAAAAGACUGAGGGUUUGUCCAGUCAGAGAAGUGCGCUGCUCAACAGCCAUCUCCAGUGGCUCCUGGAUAACUAUGAGACUGCAGAUGGGGUGAGUCUGCCUCGCUCCACGCUCUACAGCCACUACCUUCGCCACUGCCAGGAGCAGAAACUGGACCCGGUCAAUGCUGCAUCCUUCGGAAAACUCAUCCGCUCCAUCUUCAUGGGGCUGCGCACACGCCGCCUUGGAACCAGAGGAAACUCCAAGUAUCAUUAUUAUGGGAUCCGGGUGAAACCAGACUCACCACUGAACCGACUACAAGAGGAUAUGCAGUACAUGGCACUGAGGCAGCAGCCUGUCCAGCAGAAACAGAGGUAUAAGCCAGUGCAGAAAAUGGAUGGGUUUUCGGGAGAUAACUAUCCCAGCAGCGGUCAGCACACUCCCAAUGCUGCAGAGCAGACGGUCAUCGCACAGAGUCAGCACCACCAGCAGUUCCUGGAUGCCUCUCGGGCGCUCCCCGAGUUUGUAGAGCUUGACCUGGGAGAACAUGGGGUUGAGGACGUCAGUAUGGAGGAUAUCAAAGCCCUUCAGACACUGUACAGAGAACACUGCGAGGCCAUUUUGGACGUGGUGGUAAACCUUCAGUUCAGCCUGAUAGAGAAGCUGUGGCAGACGUUCUGGCGCUAUUCUCCUUCCAACACUGUAGAGGGAGCCACAAUCAUACAAAACAGCGGGGUGAGCGAGAUUGAGGGUCGUCUGCCGCGGGCCAGGCUGCUGCUGCUGUGCCGGAGUGAGGCCGUGCUGAAGUGGAUGAGUGCCUGCGAUCACCUGAUGUACCAGGCCCUGGUGGAGAUCCUCAUCCCUGAUGUACUCAGACCCAUUCCUAGUGCCUUGACUCAAGCCAUCCGUAACUUUGCCAAAAGCCUUGAGGGCUGGCUCACCAAUGCCAUGAGCGCAAUUCCCCAGAAGAUGAUCCAGACCAAGGUAUCUACUGUUAGUGCCUUUGCUCAAACCCUGCGCAGAUACACGUCUCUGAACCACCUGGCCCAGGCAGCGCGUGCCGUCCUGCAGAACACCUCCCAGAUUAACCAGAUGCUCAGCGACCUCAACCGCGUCGACUUCGCCAACGUACAGGAGCAAGCCUCGUGGGUGUGCCAGUGUGAGGAGGGUGUGGUCCAGCGGCUGGAGCAGGACUUCAAGGCCACGCUGCAGCAGCAGAGCUCCUUGGAGCAGUGGGCCGCCUGGCUGGACAACGUGGUUUGCCAGGUGCUCAAGCCCUACGAGGACCGGCACACUUUUCCUAAAGCUGCUCGCCAGUUCCUGCUUAAGUGGUCCUUUUACAGCUCGAUGGUGAUCCGGGACUUGACUCUGCGCAGUGCUGCCAGUUUUGGCUCCUUCCACCUGAUCCGCCUCCUCUACGACGAGUACAUGUUCUACCUGGUGGAGCACCGUGUCGCUCAGGCAACGGGAGCGACGGCCAUCGGUGUGAUGGGAGAGUUUGGUAAUCUGAAUGCCAUGUUGCCGACCAACAUUGACAAAGGAUUCGCUGUGUGUUUUCCAGACGAGGUGAGUGAGAUGGACAGCGACCUGGACGAGGAGAUGGAGGAGGUGGACGAGCCGCUGGCCAAGCGCGAGAAAGCCGAAGCGGAGGUGAUCCAGGUGCUGCAGGUGGGCACCAUGGAGGACGGCAGCAGCGCGGUGGUGGGAGUCGUGCAGCCGGGGCCGAUUCAGCUCACCGCGGCCGGACACACCGACCACAUCCUCGGUCCGGUCACCGGACCCACCACCAUCCGUCACUGCGGCGGCGCGGGGAACGCUUACGCCUCUGUGUGAAGAGGACCGGUCACUCCCCUCGUCUCUCACACCUCUCACUCAUCUCACUCAUCCUCUCUUUUUCUCUCUGCUCUCCUCACUUUUUCUUCACGUUUCUCCUCUCAGUUCAAUAUCCCUUCAUAUUCCUCCAUACACCCCCCCCACCAUAUCCCAUAAUAUCCUCCCAUAUCUGUAUCUGUCUCGUGAUCAGAAGGGUUGGAUCACACAUGCAGUAACACUACAACCGAAUAGUGGCAUCGCAGCAGGACACAGCUAGCUGCACGAUCUUGUCUUUUCUUUACAUUUCUUUACAUUUCUUUUCAUUUCUUUACUUUUACAUUUUUUAAAAGGAACCAGCUCGAGUCCUGUGUUGCCAUAAUCUGGAUUAAGUCUGUGUGAUCAGGUCCAUCGUUUUUUUUUUUUUUUUUUCUUGGGAGCAACCCUUGAAAUGAGAGAGUGAAGGUGCUGAAAGUUGGCAUUUAAAGUCCUUAUGCUGGUAGAAAUUGUGAUUUUUUUUUGUUUGUUUGUUUUGUUUUUUUGUGAAUUUUAUUUAAUUUUUGAUCUUUUCGAUGACCAAGAGCUCAAAUCCACGCCACUAGCUCCACAAACUACAUGAAAAUGGAAAAAAAAGAAGAAAUUUCUGACUACUGACUACUCACUUUUUUUUUUUUUUUUUUGUUUUUCUUUGUUUUUCCCCCUCCCCUCUAUUUAUUUGUACUACUGGUCAUGUGGCUUUGUGUUGCAGUGGGAAAUCUUGCUGUAUACUGUGCUGCUAUAACCUCAGGCAGGCUGGAUGACUCUACUGAACUUCUCAAACUUCUCUACUACUGAACUACUAAACUACUGAACUACUGAGAGCUUGCUUAUCCAUCGGACUGCACCGUCGUGUUCGAGCGUUCCCCUUUUGCCUUCUGUUUGUGGAAAUGAGAAAAAAAAAGUUGCUUGGUAGAUUUUUGGAGAGGAGCCGUUUCACGUACACACUUACAUAAACUCUACUUACUCGUCGUCGUGGUUUCAUUUUUUUAUUUUUUUGUUUUAUUGGACCAAAAAAAAAAAUGAAAAAAAAAAAAAAACACAACCUGUGGCGAUUGGCUGUUCGGGGCCGUUUGUAAAGCUUUGUUUCCUCUCCCACCUGUGCCGUGUUGUAAAACAGAGCGAAUGUCAGGGAUUUCUUGUACCUCGGGUUCAUCAUAGUGCCUUAACCCAGCAACAGCUUUUCAUUUCGUCGCUGUUCCUUUUUUCUUUUUCUGUAAAUUCUAAACUAUUUUAUUUUAUUAUUUUUUUGGUUUGUUUUCUUUUUUUGUACUGAGAAAGCUCACUCUUUGAUCAUUCCUAGAAAUCAGACAGAUUCUGAUCUUUGUAAUGAUCUUGUGUAAUGGACUGGUGGCUGGAUUUGUGGUCUGUCAUCAGCAUGAGUAGGAGGUACAGCACUGUCUGGAUGCUUGGUUUACACACAGAGGGUUACCGUGGUUCGACGUUAGUGGUAAGACUAAAUUAUACUGCUGUGUCAAAGUCAAAGCAGUGUCUAUGGUGUAGCCUGUGCAAGUGUCCUGCGCUGUUGUGGGCAUUUAUACUUGUGCAUUUGUGCACAAGGCGGGAGUGUGCCACUUUGAGCGUGUUUCUGUUGUCUGCAUCUCAUAGGUACAUUACUGGGCAGUUGUGCAUCAAGCUGUGCCGUAGGCUACAUCAUAGGGUACACAGCCAUGCAUAAAGUGUGCAUAGGCUACUGCGUAGAUUUGAUGCAAAAGCAUAAAUUGUCCUAAAGGCUGGAGAUACACUUGCCGUUAGGCAUUCAUGCAAACGUAACGGUUUACAUACUUUACCGGUACACAAAAAACAUUCUACACUUAGUGAAGGCUUACACUGGAGGACACAUGAUGUAUGUGUAUAUGAGGAUGGUCAUUCCAGCUAGUUCCCCAUUAUAUCAAAAAAAUGACUGCAAACUGCUAGAGAGAGCCCACAAGUGAGCCCACAAUGAAUGGGAGUGGAUAGAGCCAUUUAAGCCCCGAAGCAUCCUAUUUUUUUCAGUGGAGAGAGCCACCACAUGCCACGGCGCAUGCUGGGUUGCAUUGUGUUAAUGCAGCCCUGCCAUCCUCCAAUCAGGGGACAGCGUGCUGCAACACCAUGCACAUACGAGCCUUACACCCACAGAACUGUUGCCUUUUAACCACAGAAGAGAAGCUGAAAAUGGCGGAAUAUGGGUUUAUAGAACUAUAGACUACAGUUAGGUUUAUUAAAAAUCUAAAAUAUUCGUCUUACGAUGGUUUACUUCUGUUGCUUCAUUUGAAUCCAAAAACUGCACAGACAAGCCCACACGCGGCGAGAGGACACGUACCAUCACAUCAAUAUUUAUUUAUUUUCUGAAAGUAUCAAAUCAAGAGAACAUACCUGUAUAUUGCCGUUUUAAACAGUUAUAAACAAUGAACAGAUUCUGUAGCAUUGCUGCUACUGUGAGCUGAUUGACUGGUUGGUGAGUUAAUGCUGGAGUCACACAGUUAGAUCAUGUUUAAAAGGCAGGAUAUAAAGUAUUUGACUCCUGUUUACUGAUUCCAUUCCCAAUAAUAAAAUAUAUAUAUAUAUCAGUGCAGAGAAAAGUAACAUUUUAAUCACUCAAUAAAACACGAAACCAAAUGGUUAACAACAGAAGAAUAUUUAAAUUAGAAUUUUGAUCUAGUGUUGAGGAUCUUAGUAAAUUGUUUAGUAUAAAAAUUCAACAAAUCAACCAGUUUAUAAAAUAUGAUUUUCUCAGGAGCUCCAUAUGAACCCAUUCAUUUUUGACUCGCUUGAUAGCUUUCCGUCACUUUGAUGCUAUUAAGUGUUUGCACUGCCCCUAGAAUAUUUGUUUACCGCACCUCGCAGAUGUAUUACAUUCAUUUCUAAAGAUGUCGCACAGUCGACGCACCAGUUGGACACAGGAUGCGAUGGUUAACAGCAGGUGUAUCUCUAGUGUAAGUGGUGGUCACUCUCUCUUUGCCUUUGUGAAGGCCUUGGUGAAGGGUUUUGUGUGUGAGUUGAAUGUGUGUAUGUAUGUAUGUGUGUGUGUGUGUGUGUGUGUGUGUGUGUGUAAACACACAUUAGGGCUGGAAGCAGACGUAUUUGAGUGUCUUUUCUGUGUUUUUUUUUUCCUCUUUUUCUUUCUUUCGAUGGUCAUUUAGGUUGUUGGUGUAAACGUCACCCUACCUCACACCAGUGGUGCCAGCCCUUGGAUGCAAAAGCCCUGCAGUUCUGAUUUACACGUUACUCUGUACCGGUCUUGUCUAAUCUGUCUCAUCUGAUCACACUUAUUCUAAUUCCUGGCCAUGCUUGUGUCACUAGGGGUGGACGAUAUCAUGUGUCGCUAUUUAUUUAAUAAGAGAUUUAUGAAAUAAUUGAUCAAAUUGAACCAGCACGAUGCACCUCAUUUAAAUAAUGCUAUUAUACUGUAUGAGGGUGUCUUGUUCCAGGUUUUUUGGGGACUGGCCUAUUCCAAUUUGAUACAAUCCAUUUUAUAGUGAUUAAUCCCUUGAAUUCUAACCCUAAAUCUUUGAGAAAUGACUGUGAAUUACUUGGUAACAGUGUAGCCUGUUUUGUGGAGUCCCUCAGAGCUCUGUUUUAGGGUCUAGCAGUUCCCAUGCCACUGGAAUCUAUCUAUCACUUUUCCAACAACAAAUUAGCUCUGGAAAAAAAUUAAGAGACUAUCUGAAUCAGUUUCUCUGAUUUUGCUAUUUAUUGGUUUAUGUUUGAGUAAAAUGAACAUUGUUGUUUUAUUCUAUAAACUACAGACAACAUUUCUACCAAAUUCCAAAUAAAAAUAUUGUCAUUUACAGCAUUUAUUUACAGAAAAUGACAAAUGGCUGAAAUAACAAAACAAAAAAAAGAUGCAGAGCUUUCAGACCUCAAAUAAUGCAAAGAAAACAAGUUCAUAUUCAUUAAAUUUUAAAAGUUCAGAAAUUAAUAUUCGGUAGAAUAACCCUGUUUUUAAUCACAGUUUUAAUGCAUCUUGGCAUGUUCUCCUCCACCAGUCUUACACACUGCUUUUGGAUAACUUUAUGCUGCUUUACUCCUGGUGCAAAAGGUUUUCAAUUCGGUAAAAUCAAAGAAACUCAUCAUUUUUAAGAGUUUUUUUUUUUUUUAUAUGAAAGCCCAUGAAUUUGUACAGCUGGAUCAAGACAAUUCUCUUAUGAUUUUGUAUUUAUUUAUUUUUUUUAACAACAUUUAAAUCACAGGUUAAAUGAAUAAUACUGAUGAUUUAGUUAUCUUUUUUUGGCACGAAGAAAAAAAGUCAACACAAUAUUCAGCCGGUGGUUUUUAUGUUAUGGCAUCUUGACCGUCCACGAUAAUGAUAAAGUAUCAUCGUAUUGCCCACCCCUACGAAUCACACACUGUUCAUUCCUUUUGUGAAACACUGGAUAUCUGUAUACGGGACCAAAAGUUGCUAUUUGCUAUGAAUAUAAAGGUAAAUAUAGAUCUAUAUAUAUUGCUAUAAAUAUAUAUAAAUAUACUAAGGGUGAUUUUGAUUCCUACGUUUCUUUUCGUGUGGUUUUAGCCGUUCUGAGAUGGUGGUAUUUGCUUUUGUAGCUUCUUUAGUUGAUGGGUUGAUCCGUUAACUGACUGUGAAAGGGGAGGGGGAGGAGCUUGCGCUGGUUAUUUGGACCAAUGAUCUCGAAAGGUCAACACUAAUGGCUCCCUUUCACCCGAGAGCACCAGCUACAUAUAUUCUAUACACGUCUUUAUUUAAAAAAACAAAAAGAGGAAAUGUGGUGCUGACUUUAUGGAAACAGACUUACUUUAUGGUACUGCAUUUGUACUUGUUUUUGAUUGCUGUCAUGUGACACACGGGAAAAAAAAAACAGAUGAAUGAACUAGGAAACUUCUUUAUUUUUACUGCUACUGACAUUUAAUUAUUUUAUUUGAAUUGUUUUUGUUUAUUUAAUUGUUUUGGGUGAAUUAACAGCCCAGAAGUGCUGUCGUUUAAUUUUGUCUUUUUCUUUUUUUUGGUCUAUGGACACUUUUUUUUUAAUGCUGUUUACAUAUUUACAAACAUUUCAAGUUUCAUUUUGUGCCUAAUUUUUGCACGAUAUGCUUCUUUCUUUUAGGAUUUUUUUUUUUAAAAAAGGGAAAAUGUUCCCGAAAAGCCCCGCCCCCUUUCUGAAUCCUGAUGAUAAUCAUGGCGUUUGCUGUUUGUUUGUUUGGUUUUUAUCGGGAGUGCAAUGUGCAAAGUUAAUAGAAACUUGAUUUAAAAGUCACUUUUGUAACGAAAAUGAGCCACAAAAGCCACAAAACGUGGCAUUUAAUGAAACUGCUGACAAAAAAAAACGUUACACUACAGAUUAAGGAAGUGAUCUGUAUGUAGUGUUUGGCCCCUCCCCUUCCCCUGAUGUAAAGUUAACCAUGUUUUUGAUUUGAUUUCGCUUUGCAUUCGUCCGGUUUGGUUGUAUCCUCUUGUGCCUGGAAGUGAGAACAGCUCUUAGCGUAUUGGUUAGUUUUAAAUGAAAGUGCUUUUGGUCAUGCAUGCCUUUUUUUAAUCGUGCUGCUAGAAUAUUAUGAAAAUCUGUUUUUGAUUUUUUUUUUUUCUAUUCCGUUUUUGUGCCACAGUGAAUAAACAGAUUUUCCGUGUUUAUUUCGAACCUGCCUGCCGCGUCCCAUGAGUGCGUUUACAUGCAGUAAUAAUCUGAUUACUGCAGUUAUCUGAUCAAGUAGUCAUGCAAACAAUGCUGCAAUUAUCCGUACUCCAGAUUUCAUAGAUCAGAUUAUGGUCUAAAAGUCUGAUUUAUUACAUGUGAUACAGAGUACAUGUUAACCAGAGUAUUCUCCGAUUUCUCAGUCUCUGUGUAUAUCAGUAAAAACAGACCUCCCACUUUUGGCGCAACAAUGAAACUAAAUGAAACUAAAUUAUCUUAAUUUUCUAGCUGAUGUAUAUUCAUAUUUUGACUCUUUAGCCCUAUCCAGACAGGAUUAGUUUCUCAAGGUGACAUCUGUGAAAAAUAUUUCACACUUCUACUUAGUGAUUAAACUCUUGCAUCCAGACUGCAAUUGAAAAAACAGGAGGACCAGUGAGUUUUUAGGCUUUCUAAAAGGGUUCAGUAGCUCCUCCAUUUCCACUCGCUGUUGUGUUUUAACGUGGAUCUCCGUGGAUCUUCAUGUGCACCCAAAGUGUAAUUACGGUGCGCGGCAGUGGACAAAUAGCUAUUUUAUUAAACAAAAGGUGAUGAAACUCAGAGAGGAGCACGGAGUUCAGGGAAAAACAGUAGAUAAAUCAGCCUGUAAUUUUCUCAGAGGACGUCAGAGAAAAACACGUACAUGGUCGUUCUGGACGGGAAUAAAAUCACAGAGGAUAAAAACCCCCCAUAAAUGAGAAAAUUACCCCAGUACGCCCUGAGAAACUAAUCCUGUCUGGAUAGGGCUUUUAAUGUUUAACAUUGUUGAGCCAAAUUUUAGUCAGUUUGUUCAGUCAGAUUUUUUCUCAAAUCAGAUCCGUUAAGAUGACUGUUCACACUGUUAUUUGCAAGUGAUCAAAUCCGAUUUGCAUCCAGACUGAGACACUGAUUGUAUUAGAUUUGUGAAAAUCUUAUUUCAUGUGGUUUCAGGUUGUUUAGACUGUCAAAUAUCAAUCUGGUUACAUAACCUGGAUAAUUUAGAUAUGCCAAGAAACAGGUUUGGGUUUGGAGUCUAAACACAGCCUUUUUCUGGCUGGUUGCAAAGUAAAACAAAUCAGAUUAUACACAGUAAAUGUAUUAAACAUUGUUCGGAUUGUAAACGCACUCUAUGCCCCUCCCCUUUUUUUUGCCAAUAUGAUGAAAUGCCUCAUUAUUUAAAUUUCCCUUUUCUUUCACCAUAAUUGUCUUGUUUUUGUUUUUUUUUUUAAUUCCCGAGACCUGAGCUGGCCUUGCUUUCGAGUCCUAGCCACGCCCCUUUUUGUCACCAAAGUGUGAUGCACGUCAGCGUAAGUGAAGGGAAAGACCACAAACUAACAUGACGUAUUGCUGAACAUAUCAAACCCCUGAGCAGUUACUGCAGAACGAGGAGAGACAGAGAGAGAGAGACAUGUCCCUCGUUUUCUUCUCUCGCACGGCAGCUUCACCGACAAGAGACUUCAGUGCCUUUAUGAUUUCACUAAGACCUCCCGGACCACCGGUUCGCCCGCCCGCUCUCGCGUACGAACAAAGACGUAAAGCAGAGCAGACAGCGCGUCAGGAUUCAAGUCUGAGCUGACCGGUGUCCCACAAGGGUCUAUCAUUAGCCGUGGUUCAGGUGUCCCCGGUGUCCUCUACGUCCCCCUCUUCCCCAUCCUCUCUGCACCAACCACGGAGAUAUGCACAUGCAACCUUUAUAAAUAAGAAAAGAUGAGCAUUUGUGUUUGGGCGAACUGUGGUUCAGGUGUCCCUGUCCCCACUGUCCUCUGUGUGUGUCCCUGUCCCCUCAACCCUUUUAGCGCUGCAACUACAGAGACUUGCACAUGCAAUCUUUAUAAAUGAGAAGAAGAACAGUUGUGUUUGGGCGACUGGUGUUCUGCAAGGUCUGCUCUUAGCUGUGGUUUAGGUGUCCCUGUCCCCACUGGCCCCGUCGUCCUCUAUUUAUCCACCCCCCAGCUCCUUUCCUGCACUCACCACAGAGAUAUGCAUCUGUAAUAUUUAUAGAGGCACGACAGCAGUUGUGUUUGGGUGACUGGUUCUUAUCUGUUGUUAAGGUGUCCCUGUCCCCACUGUCCCCGUCCCCACUGUCCCUACUAUCGCCUCAACUACAGAGAUAUGCACAUGUAACGUAAAUAGGCGCAGAGCAGUUGUGUUUGGGCAAUCAGUGUCCCACAAUGUCUACUCUUAAAUCUUAUCUGUGGUUCAGGUGUCCCUGUCCCCACUGUCCCUGUCCUCUCUACUCUCUUAUCACACCAACCACAGAGAUAUGCACAUGGAGAACUCAUAAUGAUGUGUUUGGGUGACUGGUUCCCAGAGUAUCUAAUCUACUCUUAUCCGUGGUUUAGGUGUCCCUGUCCCCUUCACCCCCUUAUCACACCAACCCAAAAGAUAUGCACGUGCAGCAUCCAUAGAGACAUGUUUGUGUGACUGGUUCCCACAAUGUCUACUCUUAAAUCGUAUCUGUGUCCCACAGUGUCUACUCUUGGCCAUGAUUCAGGUGUCACUGUCCCUGUCCCCAAUGUCCCCGUCCCCUCAAUCCCCUUAUCGCACCAACCACAGAGAUAUGCACAUGCAGCAUCCAUAAUGAUGUGUUUGGGUGACUGGUUCCCACAGUAUCUAAUCUUAUCCGUGGUUUAGGUGUCCCUGUCCCCACUGUCCUCGUCCCCUCCACCCAAUUAUCGCACCAACCACAGAGAUAUGCACAUGUAACGCUUAUAGAGGCACACAGCUCCGCCUCCGCACCGGGGCGACUGAUAACUGUGGGAAGUCUGCAUUCUGCGUCGCUUAAACAGGAAGCGCUGACAGGAUUUCGCCAUUAAGAACGCUGCACUAAUCAUAAUCACGACAUUCCCCCGUUUCUAUCCUACGUAAAGUGAUCGUGCUCGUUUCCGUUUCCUUCUUUUCUUCGUUCUCUAAGGCUUUUUGAUUAUAUCUGAAUAUUUUAAGUGCCAUUUGACGGUUUACUUCGUGAGUCGUGGCCUGCUGUAGCGCGUUCUAAUGCAAGCACAAGCAUCGUGGUACUCCCGAGCGACUCGACGUGCUUGGAUUAAAAAAAAAAAAAAAAAAAGAAACAAAAAAA